Solanum dulcamara is the source of this 2974-nucleotide messenger RNA. Its product is annotated as protein CHROMOSOME TRANSMISSION FIDELITY 7-like. The transcript has 6 exons. The coding region runs from base 1329 to 2402 and encodes 357 amino acids. Gene Ontology annotation, molecular function: protein-lysine-acetyltransferase activity. The record is from RefSeq and is a predicted model, not a curated record. Gene Ontology annotation, cellular component: nucleus; chromatin. Lineage: Eukaryota; Viridiplantae; Streptophyta; Magnoliopsida; Solanales; Solanaceae. Gene Ontology annotation, biological process: mitotic sister chromatid cohesion.
AGGAUCAUUAACCACUUGAAAUGAUGAAGAAUUGGAUGGCUUAAAUAUUGAUGCUCCAUUAAACAGAGGAGAUGGUUUUGCUUCUGAAUCACGCGACCAUGGCCCAGUCCCAUAGGAAAUUAGCCAUAGUGUAACCAUCACUAUCCUUGUGGGAAAGGCAUGCACCGAGCGCUAUGCCACCACACUCAAUGACAAAGUUUAGCUGCUACUAAACUGUCCGUAGAUGGGUACCAAGGAUCUUAGGAAGUACCAAGUUAUCGAUAUAAGUACGAGGGUGAUCAAAGAUACUAGACAUUGGACAAUCAAUUUGGACUUGGGAUAGAUCGGCUCCCAUGUCAUUACAUUCGACAAAGGAGUUAUCUCUUACAUGUCCAGCAAACUGAUUGUAUGACGUUAGGACUUUGGAAAGGGAUUUUUCAAGAAUUCGGGAUAUGUUCUUUGGUUCUGGCAUGCUUGUCGUGGUGUCCUGUUUCAGGUAGAAUAACAUAGCUUCCAUGUAGGAGUGAGUCCCCAUUUGAUCCAUAAGUGAGAGCUUGUGAAUUCUAUGUGAAAGUGGAGUUGGAGAAGAAGGUUUUAUAAUCUUUUUUGAAAGUAAAACAAGUUGUUUGGAAGCAGACAUUUCUAGUUGAAUGAAAACAAAUGGUUUCUUUUAGCUGCAGGGCACUUCUUGGUGUAUAGUACUCUCAUAUCUAACUCAUGAUGGUUAUAUAAUAGCUUUGAAAUUGACAAGCUAAAGGUGUGGCCUAAUAAUAGACAAAAGGCGCGCGCAAGCAAAAGAAGAACAAAAAAGAGGGGCCUCUGGCUUAUUAAGAAGCAUAUAAACGUGAUUUAUCCCCCUCUAAUCAAGACCACGAUGAGUAGAGUUGUUCGAUAUAUGUGUCGAUGGAGGUAAUGUAUCCAGUGGAAUAGUCGAAGUACAUACAAACCGUGUAGUAUCAAUCAUGAAAAGGAAAAACUUGUAUGAAGUAUGGUUAUGUCAUAAACAUGAUUAAUGAUGGGAACAAAUCUAUUGUUUCAAGCAAUUUGAAAGAUUAUUUAAUUUGAGUGAAAUCUAUUCUUCAAUGUUUGGUUGUGCACAAUUAAUACUUAUACAAUCCGAACACCUGCCUUUACUUACAUGUGAAUAAAAAUAGAGUAGAAUAUAUUUGAUUAAUUUAUUGAGGGAGUGAAAUGCUAUUUCUCAAACAUUUGGGCAUCCAAGUAUAAUAAUUAGGAGUACAAAGGCGGGAAAUUCUUGUAGAAAAAUGGCGCUACAGCAAAAAUUUCCAUUUGAAAUUUACAGGUGAAAGGCGAAAAAAGGCUGAGGGGAAAUCGAAGAAAUUGAAGCUAUGCAAUCGAAGAUUAACAGUUUUUUUAAGCCAUUUUCUUCUUCAAUAUCGAUUACGCACAAGAAUGUAGAUUCAUCUGAUAUUUGCAGUGAUGAGUUUGAUUAUAAAAAGGUACAACCAGAAAUUUUGGUUACAUACAAGAGAAGAUGUCAAAAUUCAAAUGGGCAAAUGAAUGUUGCAUCAACUGGUGAAGCAUCCAAGGAAAUAAACUUGGAGGUGCCAAGCUUGGAGGUGGGAAAGUAUGGGAAAAUUCUGAAUAAGAAGAGAAAGUACGCCCAAUUCUAUUUGGAACUUGGUCAGUCUGAUUUUUUAUUGCAUACUUGUACUGUCUGUGGAUUCAAAUAUGCCAAAGGUGAUGAAGAGGAUGAAAAAUUUCAUAAGACAUUUCACAAGAAUUAUACGCAUGGUAUUCCAUUUAAGGGUUGGCGGACUGAAAGAAUUCUUCGAAUUCCUACACUUGAAAUUGGACGAAUUAUCUUGGUGCUGGAAGAUGACCCUACUCCUCAGAGAAACAAGGUAAUGGAAGUUGUGAAGAUGAUGGAGAUGGAACUUGGAGAUGGGUGGAUAUAUCAUCAGCUAUGCAAGGUGUAUCUGUUUGUAUCUUCUCAAAGAAUAUCUGGAUGUCUGGUAGCAGAGCCCAUUAAGAGGGCAUAUAAGAUUCUCUCAAGACCAGAAGGCAGCAGGUGUAAUGUUUCACCAGAGAAGGAAGCAAAACAGACUUCAACCACGCUCCAAUUUGGGGGAGUGAGUUUCCAGAGGGAAAUGGUAAGAAGAAAUCAAUCAACCAAAAGCUGUGAAGAGUCUGAUGAAAGCGACAGUGGAGUAGUGUUGUGUGAGAAGGAAGCUGUAUCUGCUUUAUGUGGCAUUAGAGCCAUUUGGGUCACUCCCUCCAACAGAAGAAAGCAUAUUGCCAGCUAUUUACUUGAUGCUGCUAGGGAAAGUUUUUGCAAGGAUUUGGUUCUUAAACGCUCAGAGUUAGCCUAUUCUCAGCCCACCUCAGCUGGAAAGGCCUUCAUCUCCAGUUAUACAAGGAGUCAGUCAUUCUUGGUUUAUACAACUUCUGAUUUGAAGUAAUGAAAUUCCCUAACAAAUCCUCCCUCAAAGUAGACACGAGGAAAGAACUACGACUCUGCAAUAAAGAUUGAUGUAAAGACGGGGCUUUUGGCAGCAAUAGAAGCUUUCUUCUUUCUCUUUUUCGCAGAAGACAGCAUCAGCGACAGUCACAGGAGCAAGAUGUUUCUUCUCAGCCUUUCCUGGAGAUAAAGAAGCAACUGCAGAAAAUUGAAAUCUGCCUGUUACGACUUUUAACUGCGCUCCAUAGGGAUCUUGCUUGGGGGUAACCCAGUAGUGAAAGUACUGGUUUGGAUGACCUUCAGAGUGUAUGCUUCUUGCUUCAAUGCAGUUCAGUUGCAACCUUUGUCUACAUUAGCAUAUUUAUGCAAAAUCAUAAUACUUUUAUGCUUGAUGUGCAUUGCAUGAAGUAAAAUAAUUUGGUUAUCGUCUCUAUCUUCAUGAGGUCGGAUAAGAUCUGCAUACACUCUACCUUCCUCAGACCUCACUUAUUGGAUUUCAUUGAGUAUGUUGUUAUCACACAUUAAAGAUUGAUAUUUAUUUAUAGAAGAGAAUUUUUAAUGAUUGAUGCUCUA